Brassica napus (rape) is the source of this 2873-nucleotide messenger RNA. RefSeq names its product aspartic proteinase nepenthesin-2-like. Gene Ontology annotation, biological process: proteolysis. NCBI's taxonomy places the organism in Eukaryota, Viridiplantae, Streptophyta, Magnoliopsida, Brassicales, Brassicaceae. The record is from RefSeq and is a predicted model, not a curated record. The transcript is spliced from 12 exons. The coding region runs from base 932 to 2809 and encodes 625 amino acids. Gene Ontology annotation, molecular function: aspartic-type endopeptidase activity.
CUAAAGUGGUCGGGUCGAUAAAUUUCUUGUUAAGCAUUUUACAGUUUUAAUUUUCAUUUGACAUCAAAAGAUCACCAUGUUUCGUUCUUUUGGUUUAAAUAAGCUAGUCUCAUAUGGAUUAGCAACUCCUUGCGCUCGAUCGGCUGUUUCCUACGCCUUCCUGAAGAAAUAAAGUUCUUGAUAGGUUAAAAAAGCUCACUGGAAAAAGAUGAUAGGUGAUAAAAUUCAAAACCACAUCCAAAGACACAACCGUUACUAGCCCAAGACAUCAACUUGCAUGGAAUGGGGCGUCUAAUGUGGUUUCGACUCUAUUUCCUUUUCCUUCUUCAGCUAUGUUCCAAUUUUCUGCAUCAUGAGUUGGCGAGUUCUAGUGUGUGUCCAUCGAAUAGAUACAACUAAAAUCUUUCUCACUCAGCGUUUUCCGAAUGUACUUAUACUAUUCAAAGAAACAUGUUCAGUUGAUCCUAUGUUGUUUCUACUCCUUUGUUUCUCUAUCUAUAUUAGGUCAUCAAAAGUUGCCAAACAGAACAUGAUUCAAAAAAAGGUCUGGAAUAUACGACAUUUUCAAAUGGUGGGCACUAGCCGGAAGAUAAAAGCUGAUUUGUAGAUUCAUUUUCAUGUGAUUGUUUUAAACUUUGAAUUAAAUUAAAUAAUUCAACAGUCCAUAAAAGUAUUUCUACUGCUGGUAGAAAUCUCUGUAUAGUCUUAUGCUUGCACAUUCGUCUGUCUUUUAACUCUUUACACAAAAUAACUAAUGGCUGCUAAACUUAUGAACACAAAAACUACGUCGUUUCCUGAUUUACAUGGCCAUUAACUGUGUUUUGUCUCAAAGCUAAAGUGGCUUUGGUUCCAAACUUCCAGUAGAUCUAACGUUUGUCUUUGUCCCAUCUUCUUCCCUCCUCUUACACUGAGAAUUACGCCCGGUGAUUAAAUGGCGCUGGCGUCGAUCGGCGCGACGGUCUCACUCCUAAUCUAUCUCUCUCUUCCAUGUUCAAAUGCGUCAGGUUCUCCCGCCGCUGGAUCACGCCGUCCGAUGGUGUUCCCGUUGUUUCUCUCUCAACCCAAUUCUUCGAGAUCUAUGUCUCUUCUCCAUCGAAAGCUCCACUCAAAAUCACUCCCUCACUCUCGCAUGAGACUCUACGACGAUAUUCUUCUUAACGGGUAUUACACGACACGGCUGUGGAUCGGUACACCCCCACAGAUGUUUGCUCUCAUUGUUGAUUCCGGCAGUACCGUCACUUACGUUCCUUGUUCCGACUGUGAACAAUGUGGCAAACAUCAGGACCCAAAGUUUCAGCCGGAGAUGUCCACCACGUACCAACCAGUGAAGUGCAACAUGGACUGUCACUGUGACGACGAGAAAGAACAAUGCCUUUACGAGCGAGAGUACGCCGAACACAGCAGCAGCAAAGGCGUCCUCGGAGAAGAUCUUAUAUCGUUCGGGAACGAAAGCCAGCUUACACCGCAACGAGCUGUGUUCGGUUGUGAGAAUGUGGAGACUGGUGAUCUCUAUAGUCAACGUGCUGAUGGCAUUAUCGGGUUAGGACAGGGAGAUCUCAGUCUUGUUGAUCAGUUGGUGGAUAAAGGUUUGAUCAGCAACUCUUUUGCUUUGUGUUAUGGAGGGAUGGAUCUUGGUGGAGGCUCCAUGGUUCUUGGUGGGUUUGCUUACCCGUCUGAUAUGAUGUUCACUGACUCUGACCCUGAUCGUAGUUCAUACUACAAUAUAGAUUUGACGGGGAUACGUGUCGCUGGGAAGGACUUGUUGCUGGACUCGAGAGUGUUUGAUGGAGAACAUGGCGUUGUUUUGGAUAGUGGUACAACGUAUGCUUACCUCCCUGACGCAGUGUUUUCAGCUUUUGAGGAAGCUUUAAUGAGAGAAGCUUCCCCGUUAAAGCAGAUUGAUGGCCCUGAUUCGAACUUUAAAGAUACUUGCUUCCUUGUUGCUCCAAGCAACGAUGCCUCUGUGCUUUCAAAGAUACUUCCAUCAGUGGAAAUGGUGUUCAAGAGUGGACAGUCAUGGCUUUUGUCCCCUGAAAACUACUUGUUUCGACAUUCCAAGGUGCAUGGUGCAUACUGUCUUGGUGUAUUCCCAAAUGGAAAAGACCAUACAACUCUUUUAGGAGGAAUUGUGGUUCGCAACACACUUGUUGUGUAUGAUCGUGAGAAUUCUAAGGUUGGAUUCUGGAGAACCAAUUGUUCUGAGUUAUCAGAUAGGCUUCAUAUUGAUGAUUCAGCACCACCACCUGCCACAUUGCCUUCAAAUGAUUCAAAUCCAACCCUCAACACAUCAAGCAGUCUCCCAGGAGGGGAGAUUCAGAUUGGUCAAAUAAAUCUUGAUAUCCAACUAACAGUCAAUUCGUCAUAUCUGAAACCUCGCAUGGAAGAGCUCUCCAAGGUAUUAUCCAAGGAGCUGGAUGUCAAAUCUUCACAGGUCUAUAUAUCGAACCUCACCUCCAAAGGAAACAACUCUCUCAUUGGAAUAGUUGUUGUUCCUACUGAACCUUCUGGCUUUUUUUCCAAUGUCACAGCAACGAGCAUAGUUUCUCGGUUUACCAAUCAUCAAAUCAAGCUUCCUGACAUCUUUGGAAACUACGAGCUCGUUAGCUACACACUCGAGCCUUCAAGAAAAGGGGCAAGAUGGGUGAUGAAAAACACCAUUGUGGUGAUGGCAAUAGUGAUCGUUGCUGUAGUUGUUGUUGGCUUAAUAGCUUAUGGAGUCUGGUUGAUGUGGAAACGCAAACAAGCAUCAAAUCCAUAUAUACAUGUAGAUGAAGCCAUAGUCGCUGAGCAAGAGCUACUACCUUUAUAAAAAAAAUAACCCUCCUAGUACCUUGUUUUCCUCAACCUUAUCAUACAAACUGUUUGGUCUUUAC